AUGCUAGACACAGCUAGCAAUGGGAACUUCCUCAACCAGGAUGUAGAUGAUGGCUGGCAACUUGUGGAGAACAUAGCUAACUCAAAUGGAAGCUAUGGAGAAGAGUAUGAUCGCACCAACCGGAGCUCGACCCACCACUCGAUCGAGUCAGACGAAAAGUUGAGAAAAGAUGUUAAGGCAUUGAAUGAGAAGUUGGAUAAGCUGAUCCUAGCUCAGUCCACAAUGAAGAAAGUCAACUUUGUGUCUGCUGAGGAGAUGGAACCAGUCCAAGAAGGGGAGGAUACACAAUUUGCUGAGGUGUGCUACAUGAGCAAUGGGCAAGGAGGUUACAACAAAGGAUACUAUAAUUACAAGUCCAACCCUGCCAUGUCAUACCGCAACACUGAUGUUGCUAACCCUCAGGACCAAGUAUAUCCUCAACAACAAGCAGCUCGAUCGAGUCAGGUGCCACAACAUGGGCUUCCCCACCAACCGCCCCAGCCUGCACCUUCACAAGAGAAUGAGCUCAAGGCAAUGCUAAAGCAACUACUUCAAGGGCAAGCUGAUGGGGUAGUGGACACAAGCAAGAAGCUAGCUGAAAUAAACUCUAAGAUCGAGAACCUCAACACAAGGGUUUACUCUCUGGAGAAUCAUGCUUCUUCUGUUGCUGCUGCUACAAAGCAAGGACAACUACCUGGUAAAGCUAUUCAGAACCCCAAGGAACAGUGCAAGGUCAUCUUCACUCAAGAAGGACUUGUUGAAGAAGAGGAUCAAGAAAGGGUCAUUGAAGAUUUUUGUUUACUGCUGAAUGAUGAAGAGAUUGUUGCUGCUGAGGCUCCUGGAGUCCAGAUUGAUCAACCAGAAGUGCAGGCACCUACUGUGGCCAUUCACACUUCACCAGUUGAGCUCGCACGACAAGCUCGAUCGGCAGCUCGAUCGAGUCCAACUCUAGCUCGAUCGAGUCCGACCUCUUCUGUCCCAACCUUUUUGCUUGAUCCUUACCAACCGGUUGCCGCUUCCUCGUCUCGCCUACUUAGUCAAGGUCACAAGGAAGUGAUUCACAAGUUCAGAAGAGAUCUCAGUGGGAUUGGAAUUGAGUUGCCUCCUAUGGAUAGCAUGAGUGAGGCAUUUGAUCAAAUGCAAAUGGUCAAGGAUGUUCUAGCCAACAGUGAUAAAGUUUCAGAGGUCCUACAAGAGUCUACUCAUCAGUUCAACCUGCUUACUUCACCCACCUUCCUACCAAAGGUCAAGGAUCAAGGGAAAUUCACUCUCCCUUGCACACUUGGGCAUCUUGAGAUUGACAAUGCCUUAGUGGAUUCUGGAGCAAGCAUCAAUCUGAUCUCUCUCUCCAUGGCAGAGAAGCUAGGCAUUGCUGGAGCCUUGCAGCGCCCUACUACUUCAAUCAUGUUUGGAGAUGCAACUUCUAAGUCUCCUCUUGGAGUGUUCAAGAACUAUCACUUGAAAAUUGGAGAAUGCAUCAUCCAAACUGAUCUCACUGUGAUGGAAAUGGAAGAAGAGAAGGAUUUGCCUCUGUUAUUGGGAACCCCUUUCCUUAGUACAGUUGGCGCUUCAAUAGACUUUCACAAGCAAGAAGUGAUCCUUCACAAGGUGAAUAGUUUGGUGUCAUAUCGCUUGCAGCCUAGAGGUUCAGACUUUUGUGCCACAAUUGACAGUACCACUCUCAGUUCUAAGAGUCAUGGAGCUACAAAGGUUGUGAAGGAAAGGGUUGACAAGGAACCAAGAGUUGGGAAGGAUAAGGAUGAGAGAGGACCAAGGAUUGAGAAGCCACGUCUUGAGAGGGCUAGAGUUGAGAAACCACGAUCUGAUAGGCCAAGAGCUGAGAGACUUGUUCAAGCCCCUUGUGUGCUUGAUGAAGAGAGCCUUCAAGCUUUGUUUGAUGAGCCACUAGGAAGGGCUCUAAAAGAAGGGGAGGAUGCAGCCUCUAAGGCAAGACCAGGGAUAAAAGAAAGGAUCCACCAGCUCAGGCCCCUUCAUCAAGCCAUCUCAGCUCACAAUGACUUUGUUCCCCACCAAGUUUGA
Microthlaspi erraticum is the source of this 2019-nucleotide messenger RNA. The record is from the annotation of a GenBank genome assembly. Lineage: Eukaryota; Viridiplantae; Streptophyta; Magnoliopsida; Brassicales; Brassicaceae.